GCUGCUUGCGUGUACAUGGUUUGCCGCAAGGAAGAAACCCCUCAUAUGUUGUUGGAUUUAAGUGAUCUACUUCAGGUGAGUGUUUAUGAAUUGGGGAAAACUUAUUUAAAGCUUUCAUCUGCUCUGUGCAUCAACAGUCCUGCCAUUGACCCAAGUUUGUAUAUUUUGAGGUUUGCUCAUCAGCUGCAGUUUGACAAAAAGACUCACGAAGUGGCGAUGACUGCUUCAAGACUUGUUCAGAGAAUGAAAAAAGACUGGAUGCAUACAGGCAGGAGGCCUUCUGGCCUUUGUGGAGCAGCUUUGCUUGUUGCUGCACGGUUACACAAUUUCAACAGGACUGUAGAAGAUGUAAUCAAAGUGGUGAAAGUAUGCCAAGCAACUGUUAGGAAAAGACUCACUGAGUUCAGUGAAACUCCAUCAAGUCGCUUAACUCUCGACGAAUUUAUGACCAUUGAUUUAGAAGAGGAACAAGAUCCACCUGCAUUUAAAAAUGCAAGAAAGAAACUGCAUGAGUUGGAAGAUGAGAGCAAGUUGAAGGAAAUAAAACAACAGGUAGAAGAGAUUCAAAAAGUGAUAGAACAGGCAAUAUCCGUUUCACAACCAAAGGGUAGAUAUUCCAAAUUGGCGAAAUUGAGUGGCUUGGAUAAAUCUAAUGACCAAAACACUCCCAGGCAGGAAGUUCCCAUGAGUCCGUCUUGCAACGUGGACUUGCUGGUGGCCAGCAAUACCGCAGACUCCAUCAGAGAGGUCGUGGAUCCAGAGGUCGAAUCCAAUUCCGGCGAGAAUUCGGAGUUGGCGCCCAUCCUGAUGAGGGAGAGUGAAUCCAUAGGAGAAGGCAUCCUCUGUCCAUCGUCCAAUGUCCCAGAAAAGGGCCCCGAACCCACCGCUGAAAGCAUCGGCCUGAAGGAGAGCAUCGAAGAGUGCAUGAGGAUACCAGAGAAGUCAAGUGAUGUACCUGAUGAUACCCUAGAUUUAACUGGCUUAGAUGAUGAUGAAUUAGAUAAUUAUCUCAUGGAGCCAUAUGAGUAUGAAAGAAAAGACCAAUUUUGGCACAAGUAUAAUGCUGAUUAUUUGCAAGAAAUGAAAGAGAGGGAGGAAAGAAGAGCUAAAGAAGAAGAAGAAAAUGCUAACAAACCUGAUAAAAAGAAAAGGCGUCGCAGCCAGAAAAGGGGGCGAAUCCAAGCGAGCACUGCCGGGGAAGCCAUUGAAAAAAUGCUGCAACAAAAGAAAUUAUCUUUCAAAUUGAAUUACGACGUUUUGAGGAACCUCAACCCGGAAAUUGGACCCGUGGAGACCACCACCACCGAGGAAGCUGUGGUGGCUGAAAAUGUGGUGGAAGAAAUAGUCCCACCGUUGAGGAGGAAGGUCAAGGCCAAGCCCAAACCACGCCCCACCGUUCCAUCCAACAUCAGGAAAGGCAUGUCUGAUAUCAUUGGCAAUACGAGGAAAAAGGAGAUGAUGGCCGCAAUAGCUGAAGAAAAUGAGCUUAUGGAGGAACCACCAAGAAAAAUGAUAAAACUUGCAGAUAUUGUGAAGGAGGAGGUCUCUGAAAAUGUUCCCUUGGAAACUAUCAUUUUAGAUGAUGUUCAGAAUACAGAAGCAGAUGAGGAAAUUGUAGAAGAUGAUGAUGAAGAAGAAUAUGAGUCAGACGAUGGAGGUAUUUUUGGAUUUCGAAGAGAAGAAAAAGUUCCUGAUUACUAUGAAUGUGAUGAAUAUGUUGACGACUAUGAUGAUUGAGAAAACUAAAUGAGCUGAUGAUCUAAUAUUGGCUGAGAAUGCGGUAAAUUUAUAGCAUUAUUUACCCUGCUUUAUACUCUUAUAUUUCUAUAAGAGUGAUAAAGUGUGCUGUUGUCAGGAUAUCAUGGAGCAUCAUUU
Messenger RNA from Uloborus diversus, 1875 nucleotides. Its product is annotated as transcription factor IIIB 90 kDa subunit-like. The transcript is spliced from 16 exons. Gene Ontology annotation, molecular function: RNA polymerase III type 3 promoter sequence-specific DNA binding; TBP-class protein binding; RNA polymerase III general transcription initiation factor activity. NCBI's taxonomy places the organism in Eukaryota, Metazoa, Arthropoda, Arachnida, Araneae, Uloboridae. Gene Ontology annotation, cellular component: nucleus; transcription preinitiation complex; transcription factor TFIIIB complex. The coding region runs from base 16 to 1737 and encodes 573 amino acids. Gene Ontology annotation, biological process: transcription by RNA polymerase III; transcription preinitiation complex assembly; DNA-templated transcription initiation. The record is from RefSeq and is a predicted model, not a curated record.